Molecule: messenger RNA, 1122 nt
Organism: Aspergillus lentulus
Lineage: Eukaryota; Fungi; Ascomycota; Eurotiomycetes; Eurotiales; Aspergillaceae
Source: RefSeq, a predicted model, not a curated record
AUGGCCAAAGAUACGACUAUGACUAUUAUCUCGCAAAGCACAACCAUUGCGAAGGACUUGCUUAGUGACAACAACCCUGACAAAUGGACGGCCGAGAAGCACGACGAGUUCUCUAAUUACAUGGGCCAAAGUAUCGCUGCCUGGGGCAACAUUACCGAGAAGUCACUAUCAAAGUUAUUCGAUGGGUCUGACGACUCGCUCAACCACCUAACAGACCUCAUCUCAGACAGUAAGCUCAUCGAAGGCAAAGGGAUGGCACCACCUGGCCCAGAUGCCCCGGCCGAGAGCGUAAGCGCACUCCGAGCCAGCAUCAGCAAAGCCUUCUUUGGAUUCGCCAUCCCGUCCAUCUGGACCGUCUCGGGCACGUACGCGUCCAACAUUAACUUGGGCUACGACUGUGGCACCAUCGACCCAAUGGGCGAUUAUAUGGACACGGAUACGUUGCACGCGACGGCAGGCUGCUACGGUGGGAAGCUCCACUACCUUGCCAGCCCGAAGGGGGAUGCGUCGACCUGCACCGAGGGACGGUGCUUUGAUAACAAAUUCUCUACCCCGCCGGGCAUCGACUCCCUGGACGGAAAGGACUCCGGGGGUAUCACCGUGGGUGAUCUCAUUACGGGAUCGGUCCGCACGGACCAGCAAAACGGCAACCAAAACGGUGGCGCCGCCGCUGACCCCAGCAACAGCGGGACACUGGAGGACCUCUACAAUCAGGACAUCACAACCCCCGGCUUCAUCCGCCUGCCCGUGUGCAGCGCCGACUUUGCCUUCAAGGCCAGGGACCAGUCCGGAGGGCCAUACACCAACACCAGCGAUGCGUCCGUGAACGUGUCGGACUGCAUGCAGAUUGUGAAGAACUUCCAAAACACGGACGGCGAUUGGGAGGUCGAGAAUGCGAUCGGCAAUCAGCACCAGCUUGUGCACUUUGGCCCGUGCGCCUUUGGGGUCCAGGGCCAGGGGAAGAACGGCAACGUUGCCUUCAACAUCGGUGCUCAGGACAUUGUGGAUAUCAUUACUGAUUCGGUCAGACAGUUUGGGGGUUCUAGUAAGGUUGGUGCGAAGGGGGUGAUGUCUUGUGAUGGAACAGCCAAGGGGCAGCAGGUUGAAUGGGGGUUGUAUUAG